This is a messenger RNA of Leptomonas pyrrhocoris, 2382 nucleotides long. RefSeq lists its product as hypothetical. Lineage: Eukaryota; Euglenozoa; Kinetoplastea; Trypanosomatida; Trypanosomatidae. Gene Ontology annotation, cellular component: CCR4-NOT core complex; P-body; nucleus. Gene Ontology annotation, biological process: regulation of DNA-templated transcription; nuclear-transcribed mRNA poly(A) tail shortening. The transcript has a single exon. The record is from RefSeq and is a predicted model, not a curated record. Bases 283 to 2382 code for a protein of 699 amino acids.
GUCUUGUCUACGCAUUGAUCAGUUUUUGCUUGCCUUCCCGCAAGCGCACACACGUAAGGCUACUAGCAUACUAUUUUUGAGUUUUUGAGUUUUCCUGCCUGCUCUGUUUGGCUGUGCGUGUUUUCUCCUCUCCUUCCUUCACUCCACAGCGGCCCCAGCAUUGCCCGAUUACUUCAACUCGCUGAACGAGUGUCGCCCUUCUCUUUCGUCGCCGUCGGUGCUGUUGUUUUGUAGCGGGAGAGCCUGAAUCAUCCGCCCCCCCCCCCCUCCACGCUUGUGCGCAUGUCAAACAUCAAGAAGGUGCAAACAGAGGCAGACCGCCUUUUCAAGAAGGUGAACGAGGGGCUCGAGGCCUACGAUGAACUCCACGAGAAGCUCGGCAACGCCCCCAAUGCAAGCGCCAAGGAGCGCCUGGAGGGCGAUCUCAAGCGGGAGCUCAAGAAGCUGCAGCGCCACCGCGAGGCCAUGAAGGCCUUUAUGCAGAACGACGACUACAAGGAGAAGACAAAGAUGCAGCAGUCCCGCAAGCGGAUUGAGGAGCGCAUGGAGUCCUUCCGCGCCAUCGAGCGCGAGAUGAAGACGAAGGCCUUCAGCAACGAAGGUUUAGCCUCCGCCGCGCUGGAGAAGGCGGAGUCGUCGACGGAGCAGUGGCUGAAGGAGGCGAUCGAGGACGGACGAAAGAAGAUCGAGCUGCUUGAGUACGAGGCGCAGAAGGCGAACAACGGCCGCGUGCGCCGCGGCAAGGCGCAGCAGAAGUCGGACUACCAGCUGCGGCUGGAGAAGCUGCAGGUGCACUUCUACAAAUGGGAGGCGCUGUUGCGCAUGGUGAUCAACGAGGAGGUGGACAUGGAUGAGGUGGAUGAGCUGCAGGAACCGAUUCAGCGGGUGCUGGAGGAUGAGGCCGACAUGGACGUUAUUGAGAACAUGUCCAUGUACGAAACCUUCGACAUCGCCGAGCCGAAGGUGAAGCCUGUCGUGCCCUUCGACCUGAGCGACACCGACAAGGCGAACUCUUCGAAACCGACGACCAAGGCGAAGACGCCGAUAUCGACCGUGCAGACGAAGGCGAGCCCGUCGGUCACGUCGCCGAAGGACGCCGUCACGGCGUCGGCGAAGUCGGCUCCCACGGCCGCCCCCGCACCGCCAGCAUCCGCAACAGCGACAACGGCUGCUUCUGCCGCUGCUAUCACAGCCUCUUCUACUACUUCCGCUCAUCCCACGACGCCGGCCUCUGCCGCUGCUGCGGUGGCGGUCACGCCUCUCGCACCACCGCCGACCAGCAGCAGCGGCCUGCAAGAGCGCGACUCCCCCGCCGGCGUCACGGGGGGAGAGGAAGAGGAAGAAACGGUGCCGGAGUGGAUGGAUGAGGACCUCGACGCGGCCAACGACGACACCUUCGGCGACGACGCGAUGGCCGAUGGCAGCAGCGGUGGCGGCGGCAUGACGGUCGGCUCCCUCGCUGAGAUGGCAAGCGCCACGAGCAAGGUGCUGAAGGACCUCGAGAAGCAGAAGGCCGCCUCGCCGACGGAGCAGAAAUCUGUAAAGCUCAGCGACGUCGGCCUCAUCUCGGAGGACAAGCCAAAAAUGCAGGCGCCAACGCCGAAUGCGUGGGAGAAGCGCGCGGCGGAGCAGCGGGCGGCCGAACUGCAGAACCGGCUGAAGGCUCAGCAACAGCAGCCGCCUUCACAGGUCUUUGAGGUGGCCUCCCCCGCUUCCCCCAUCUCCCCGGGUGCGGCGGCGACGGCCCUCACGCCUUCCUCCGGUUCGCCGGUGGUGUUCACCGCGCUUCCGUCGGCGCCCGCGGCGGCGGCGGCCACCACCGGCGGCGCCUCCCCGGCCAACCCCUCCACCAUAGCCGCCAGGAUCUUUCCCCCUGGCCAGUCCCAGUCCUCCUCGCCCCUGCCGCCUCCGCCGUCUGGCGCACCAGGCAGCCUGCAGUUCCGCUACACCACCAAGAGCAUCAACGAGCUGCUGGACAUGUCUCUCGGUAACCUGCCGCACACGCUGGAUGUGCAGCGGCAGCGCACCUACGAGCCGCCGAAUGCGAUUGACCCGAUCCCGUACUUUCCACAGGAAGUGCUGCCGGUGCUGUCUAACAAGAACGUGUAUCACCAAAUGGACCUCGACACCCUCUUCUUUAUCUUUUACUAUCACCAGAAGUCGUACCAGCAGUACUUCGCGGCCAAGGAGCUGAAGGCGCGUUCCUACCGCUACCACACGAAGCAGCAGCGAUGGUAUCAGCGACUGGAGCGUCCGCAGAGUACGACGGAGACGGAGGAGCGCGGCGCCUACACCUUCUUUGACUUUGAGGAGAAGUGGGAUCACGAUCGCACGGAUGACUUCCUUUUUGAGUAUAAGUACCUUGAGAAUGAGCUGAACUGA